UUAUCUUGCCGUGCAGGGCGUGGACUCUGGUAUAUAAGCAGGAAAAGGGACCAUUGGUGAUUUAGAGGAUUCUUCUCAGAUUGGAUCCCUAUUUGAAGGUCUGGAGAUGUUUCUCAUCACUUGCUUCAUCUUUUGUCUCUUGGGCAGCCUUACCUGGGCAGGUCCAAGUGUUCGGACUGUCUGUCCUUCUGGCACCUUUGGCUAUAAAGAUGGAAGCCAGUGGUAUUGUUACAAGUUCUAUGAAGAUCAGCUCACCUUUCAUGAUGCUGAGGAAGAGUGUCAGUUCAGAUGGAGAGGCCAUUUAGCAUCUCUGACAAAAGACAAGCAGGUCAAAAGCAUUGGUACCUAUGUCACCAAAGAAAACCUGGAGGGUGAUUUGGUCUGGAUUGGACUCCGACAACUUAAAGGGUCCAGUGGGAACACUGGAUGGCGCUGGACUGAUGGGGCACGAUCCAUAUAUAAAAAUUGGAGCUCUGGUGAACCCAAAAUUGUGUCUUAUGAUGACACUUGCGCCGGUCUCUCUUCUGCAUCUGAGCACGUGAAAUGGGUUGCUAGAAACUGUAACUGCAAACUUCCUUUCCUCUGCAAAUGGAAACCCUCUUAAGCCAUGUCUGAAGAUGGAGUUGGGGGGCUCCCCAUUGAACGGAAACCUGAGCUGAGAUCUUUCGGUUCCAUCUUCUCUAUGUGCAAAAACGUGUUUGCCAGAAAGACCAGCUGAACGUCAAGCAGUUGGUUCCUCUCUGUCCUCUGAACUUGCUUCUCUCCCCCUCUUUCUGAAGAAUGUGCCCCUCCCUUGAUAAUAAACUGUGUUGCUCUGCC
Messenger RNA from Crotalus tigris (Tiger rattlesnake), 819 nucleotides. Its product is annotated as lithostathine-1-like. The transcript is spliced from 6 exons. The record is from RefSeq and is a predicted model, not a curated record. NCBI's taxonomy places the organism in Eukaryota, Metazoa, Chordata, Lepidosauria, Squamata, Viperidae. Gene Ontology annotation, molecular function: signaling receptor activity. The coding region runs from base 107 to 604 and encodes 165 amino acids.